AUGGAUAGAGACAUUGGCCACGAUGCCUACAGCGCUGAAACCUUGCGGGAGACUGAAUACCCUAUGCUUAAAGGGGAGACAUAUCUCGACCAUACCGGUACAACUCUCUACGCCAGUCGGCUCUCAAAAGUUUUACAGACGAAAUGUCCACCAGCCUCCUUGGAAACCCGCACUCUGAUUCGGUCGUCGCAACUCUCAACAAAGAAGGUCGAAGAGGUCCGAAAGCGGACGUUAGAGUCCUUCAAUGCCGACCUGGAGCAUUUCGAUUUAGUUUUUGUUAUGAAUGCUACUGCGGCACUUAAACUCGUCCUCGAGGCAUUAAAGGAUGUACCCGUGUCACAGGACCGAGAGAAGGCCUCCCGGGAGCCGGGGCUCUGGCUCGGAUACCAUCUUGAGUCCUAUACAAGCAUUCUGGGUAUGCGCGAACUGGCUGAUGCCGGACAACAUUGCUUCGUCUCGGAUGAUGAAGUCGAGUCCUGGCUCAGACCCGCGCCUUCCAAGGACGAGACUGGUCGAUGUCCAGGGCAAACUUCAGGGACCUUCCAAGUGGGCCUAUUCGCAUACCCUGGGCAGACAAAUAUAAAUGGACGACGGCUGCCUCUUCACUGGCCGGAAGUUCUACGCCAAUCAAAAGACGCCCCCCAUCAGCGGGUGUUCAGCAUUUUGGAUGCCGCAGCUCUGGCCUCGACCAUGUCACUGGACUGCUUCCGUGACCCGGAUACUGCACCCGACUUCACAGCCGUCAGCUUCUACAAGAUCUUCGGCUUUCCUGAUCUAGGAGGAUUGAUCGUGCGCAAGAAAUCUGCACCUGUACUGCUGCAGCGUCCCUACUUCGGUGGCGGCACUGUGGAGAUGGCUACCUGCUCCGACCAACCAUGGCAUUCUCGAAAAGUAGCCUGCAUUCACGAGGCUCUCGAGGAUGGCACCGUGCCAUUUCAUAAUAUCGUUGCUCUCGGAUGUGCUCUCACAACACAUGAGCAGCUGUAUAUCUCCCAGGAACACGUGUCUCGCCAUACAACCCGCCUCACUGUACGCCUCUACGAGCUCCUCUCUUCUAUGCGCCACCCGAACGGCGAGAAAGUGUGCGAGAUUUAUAAAGAUCACUCUGCCACAUAUGGCGACACUGCCAAUGAGCACCGCAUACAUCUUCGCACGGGCACCGUCUGUAACCCGGGGGGCCUGGCAAAGAUACUAAAUCUGGAGCAGUGGGAGCUGUUCCAGAACUACACGGCCGGUGUUCGAUGCGGAUGUCGCAGCGUGCUCAUUGGACAUAAGCCUUCGGGUAUAAUCAGAGUCAGUCUGGGCGCAAUGAGUACCAUAAGCGACGUCGAGAUCUUCGUGGGGUUCGUCCAAGACCUCUCUGCGACUGGAUCUCUUCCUCUGCUGACACCCGCGCCUCUUCCCUCGCCCCAGAGCCUCCGAGUGCAUACUCUGAUGGUCUACCCAAUCAAAGGUUGCGCUGCAUACACCGUGCCAGAGAACAAACACUGGCAGGUCAACUCGACGGGCCUGCAGUGGGACCGUCAAUGGUGUCUAGUCAACUUGCAAACCGGAUCAGUGGUAGAUAAGAAAGAGGCACCACGCUUAUUACUUAUCGAGCCUGAGAUCGACGCCGAAAACGGGAUUUUGCGAAUCAGCGUCCACCACUCGCUGCAGCAGAGCCAUCCUAAGCUGCGAGGCACUAUGGAAGUUCCACUAUUCCACCCUGGUGAAAGGAACCCCUCCAACAAGACGGACAGCUAUCAAUAUCGGACCACUGUUGUCCGGGAGGUCCGCCAUCCCUGCAGCAACGCCCCUCAGCAUGUUCAACUCUACGAAUCGCCCGAUCUCGCUACAUAUUUGACCGCCGCCCUUACCGUUCCCUGUACGCUCGCGAGGUUUUUCCAUCCAGAAUGUCUACCGGAGCGCUCUUCUGGUCAGCUCCCGAAACAUUUUCCGGAGGUGACGGCCUUCCCCAGCCAGGAUCCCAUGGCUGAUCGAUACUCGAUGCCCGUCCCAGUUGAAGCGGAGAACGGCCGAUCUAGACCACGCGCUAUAGCUCUGAUGGAGAUCCUGCGAGUAAAUGCCCUGAUGUAUUUCAAUCUAGAGUCUGGGCACCGACAAUGGUAUCUACUGCGUGUUGGGCGGAGGGAUCUAGAUGGUGGGAAUGACAACGCGCGCGUCAUUCAUUACGGGCGUAUGAAGGCGGUUGAAGUGACCGCGGGGCGACAAGGGCCCGAGAUCUUUGAGGCGACGAGCCCCGUGAUCAAGAUCUCGUGGAGUGAGGAUAGUGGUGGAGGUUGUGGUGAUGCUGCUGCUGCUGCUGAUGAUACAAGGGUUAUGGGCUCGCUGGAUGGAAUGCUGCCAAUCUGUGCUGGUCAGAUUGUUCAGGUCUAG
Penicillium egyptiacum is the source of this 2376-nucleotide messenger RNA. NCBI's taxonomy places the organism in Eukaryota, Fungi, Ascomycota, Eurotiomycetes, Eurotiales, Aspergillaceae. The record is from the annotation of a GenBank genome assembly.